Messenger RNA from Hemibagrus wyckioides, 6228 nucleotides. It is a transcript of the gene vat1, whose product is annotated as vesicle amine transport 1. The transcript is spliced from 6 exons. Lineage: Eukaryota; Metazoa; Chordata; Actinopteri; Siluriformes; Bagridae. Gene Ontology annotation, molecular function: zinc ion binding; oxidoreductase activity. The record is from RefSeq and is a predicted model, not a curated record. The coding region runs from base 275 to 1744 and encodes 489 amino acids.
AGGCGCGGGUCAUUGUAGUCGUCGCGCGCAUCUCCCAGCACUCCCUUCGCGUUCUCUCUCUCUUCCUCAGUGCUUUUUCUCCACGCCCUCAGGCGUUUCGCUCACAGCCGCGCUGAACGCGUAGAGAGGACUGCAGGUCCCGUUUGCGUGCUCACCGACGACUCUUUUUGGGUUUUUUUUCGUGAACGCGUGAAACAGCCGGUCUUUGAGGCUUUUUCUCAAACUUCAGCUUGCACCGCACGCGCACCCACCGACAGACCCACCGCUUCUCAAUAUGUCAGGCGAAGACGCGCCCGCCCAGCAGCAGAACGCCGAAGAGCAAAAACCGCAGCAGCAGCAACAGGAUGGCGAAUCCAAAGCCGAGUCGCCCAAAACCGAGAACAAACCGGAGGCAACGCCCGCUGAACCUGCCGCCGCCGCCGCCCCUGCUGCUGCUUCAGGCGAGGCGGCUGCGCCCGCGGACAAACCCGCCGAGGAGGACACCUUUAGCUACCGUGCGCUCGUGCUCACAGGCUACGGCGGCUACGACAAAGUGAAGCUGCAGGUGAAGAAAGGAAAGCCGGCGCUCAAGAGCGGAGAAGUGAUGGUGCGCGUCAAGGCGUGCGGCCUCAACUUCGCCGACCUCAUGGCACGCCAGGGGCUUUACGACCGUCUCCCGUCUCCGCCGGUCACACCGGGAAUGGAGUGCUCGGGAAUCAUCGAGGCCGUCGGUGAAGAUGUGACGGAUAGAAAAGUGGGCGAUAAGGUGCUGGUUCUGAACCGCUGUGGUAUGUGGCAAGAAGUGGCCGUGGUGCCCACCUCGCACACCUUCCCCAUGCCUGAGGCGAUGAGCUUCGAGGAAGCAGCCGCUCUGCCAGUCAACUACAUCACCGCCUACAUGAUGCUGUUCGACUUCGGCCACCUGCGUCCCAACCAGAGCGUGCUCAUCCACAUGGCUGCAGGAGGAGUGGGGAUUGCUGCUACUCAGCUCUGUAAGACUGUGAAGGAUGUCACCAUCUUUGGAACCGCUUCAGCCAGUAAGCAUGAGGUCAUCAGCGAGGGAGGAGUCACGCACCCCAUCGACUACCGCACGCGGGACUACGUAGAGGAGGUCCGCAAGGUCAACCCUAAAGGUGUGGACAUUGUCUUGGAUCCCCUGGGUGGUUCUGACACCCAUAAGGGCUACAACCUGUUGAAGCCAAUGGGCAAACUCGUCAGCUAUGGUGCCGCCAACAUGCUGUCUGGUCAGAAGAAGAACCUGUUCGCCGUGGCUAAAACCUGGUACCAGCAGUUCUCCAUUCAUACCCUGAGUCUGUGCCAGAACAACCGCGCCGUCUGCGGCUUCCACCUGGGCUACCUGGACUCGGAGCUCGUCACAGACGUCAUGAACGAAUUGCUGGGGCUGUACCAGCAGGGCAAGAUCAAACCCCGCAUUGACUCUACCUACCACCUCGAGCAGGUUGGUGAUGCCAUGCGUAGGAUGCAGGAGCGGGGCAACAUCGGCAAAAUCAUCCUCACCACCGAGCCCAUGAAGGAGGAGCCCAAGAAGGAGGAGUCCAAGAAAGACGAGAAGAAAGAUGAUAAGAAGAAGGAGGACAAGAAGAAGGAAGACAAGAAGAAGGAUGAGGCCAAGAAGGAGGAAAAGAAGAAAGAGGAGGCCAAGAAGGAGGAGAAGAAACCUGAGGAGAAGAAACCUGAAGAGAAGAAACCUGAAGAGAAGAAACCUGAGGAGAAGAAUGAAGAGGCCAAGAAAGAGGAGAAUUGAGAGUUGGGCAGAAGCUAGGCAGGAAAUUGGUGGCUGUGAAUUGUGUUUGUCUUGGGAGUAGGGGAUCAUUUGUGUGUGUGUGUGUUUGUGUGUGUGAGUGUUGGGAAGUACAGCGUAGUCCAGCUCUCGGCUCAACCCCAGGCACUUACUCUGGCCUUAAAUCAUCAUCAUGCACUGAAAUCUGUAAUAGUUUAUCCAGCCUUAUAUAAGUUCUCAAGUUGCUUACUAAUUAAUGCGUGCACACAGGAGUAUACAUACAAGUAUACACACACGCCCAUUUAACAGGGAUAUACCACUCUAUUAUGCCUCUGUUUCUCUGAUGUGUUAUUUUUCCUGUAUUCAUGCACUCUUGUACUCUGUGCUGUUACUAAUCUUUAACUGCGUGCCUUUUGAGGUAUGCUGGAUCAGUAUUACACUGCCAAAUUCAGUACUCCAUCACCUUUUCGUUCUUCAUCCUCUCAACUGUCACACUACUAAAAUCUCGAGCAUUCAUUCUCACCAUUCUUUACCAUUUCAAAUUUGGCUCAACGUUUUCUUGUGUAAUAGCUGCAUAUUCACAAAGGCUUCUGGGUAACUGCCAGGGUUGAGCAAGAGUCCUGUUGCCGUGACUACAGUAUUCCAUAUGUUUCCUGUCCCCUUAUCCCAAACCCCUACUCAUCUCCCCAGUCACAUCUGUUCUCCUUUUAGUGAUCCUGUUCUUCUUAUUGGACCAGACUCUUUGACGGAGAAGUCAAUCACUGAGCCCCGCCCACAUCAUUCACCGAGGCACUAGGGAGGAGUCAGUGUGGUUUUGCUGAAAAUCUAUUAAAGCUUGGCAAAAAAAUAAUGAUGCAUUGUUUAAAAGCUUUCGAUCAGAGGAUCAGGUUGAAAAUGAAUGAUGAAUAUGGCUGUAAUGAUCACUCAGGUUUUCAUGAAGAAUGCAGGCCAGAGAAAGGAAGGAGGCUGUGCUACAAAAAUGGAAAAACACAAAGGAAACGUACGAGCAUGCCAUUUAUAGGGUUUCAUAUGAUUUUAUAUUCUGACAAAGACGCUGCAGUCUUGGCUGUAGUGGCCCGCUCAUGUGUAAAAUCACAUCUCUAUCAGACUGUACACAAAUGAAAUCAUUAAUCUGUCAUCAGACAUGCUGCCUGCUAGGAUCUUAAUGAACUCUCCUACAGAGCAGCAGUAUGAAACGUCUCCCUCGACACACAGGCAUGCACACACAUGCGCGUUCCCGGGUGGUUGUAUUAAAGCAGAGAUGCUGAAGCACUCAGUUUUAGAUAAACCUGGAAUGCUGCUUUAUUCCUGAGCCUCCUCCAGGAUUCCACAUUAUCUGGAGCAUUCCGCUCCAAUCCUUAUGACCGCUGGCCUGUUUCCAGAGUAAUCAUUGUUUUUUUUCUGAUUCUCUGCCUCUCCUUUCUUUCUUUCUGUCUUUCUAUCUCGCUCACUUGCGUUUUUUACCAUCACUAGUUGGCAUAGCAACAGGCAGUCGGCCAGCAAGUGAUGACAUGUUUGCCCCCACCCCCCACCCACCAAUUCCAAUCACUCCCAUGCUCAUUUACACACACUUUUCUUUUCUUUUUUUCCCCUCCCGCUUUUCCGCAAUUAAAUAUUGUCCAAAAUCUCUUUCUAUGCUGAUUUGACAUCCAUUCAUGCUGCUAUGUCGCAGAGUGUAACCUGGCAACCUUCCAACUCCAAAAGCCGUCAGUCAAACCCACUGACUCCUCCCUCAGUUAAAUGUAUGCAUCUCUAGUGCUCUUCUGCCUCUUGUGGUGAAAUCGAUGCAUUGCAGCAACGUUAUUUCCCUCCCUCUGUCACUGGGUCUGGUUUUUGUUUGUUUGAUGUGUGAACUGCGGUGUGUUUGUGUACAGAUGUGGUUGAGAGGUUGUGUGGAUGUGUGUCUCUGUCCUCAGGUCAGUUGUCAGAUGAAAAUGUGGUUUGGGUUUUUUUUGUUGUUGGGUUUUUUUUUUUUCUGUCUCUACCUCCCUUAUGCUAUGAGCUAGCACAUAUGAGCUAGCCUCCCCUUGCAGUUUUAACUCUAACAAACAUAACUUGUAAGCGCCCUCCCCACCUCUCUCUUUCUCUCUCUCUCUCUCUCUCUCUCUCUCUCUCUCUCUCGUGAAUGGCCUGUGUUUAGUUUAGUUUGGUAUUAUUUGCACUCUGCUUGUGAAUCUUAAUGCACUUCUAGAGAUGGCAGUCCCAUUCCCAGCCCCACUGUUCCUCAGGAGUCCUCUCCAAUGCUUCUUGAUGUUGGCAUAUACACACUUCAUGCUCUCUUCCAUAUACAUCUACAUGUACUUAUUUUGUAUCAUACACACACACACACCAGUCACGAAUUGUUAGGAAGAAAAAAACAUUCAUCUCAACCAGUUUGUUAAUCACUGAAAGCUCAUCCAUCGAUCUAUAUGGAGGAGGUUACCCAGAAUGCACCGGGAAGGGGGUGGCACUGCCAUCCUUGCCCUAAAGAGUGACAGUGUUCUGACACGAGACCGGCAACUGGAUUCUGAUGCGAAUUCAGUUUCGGGAUCUUUCUAGUUCUUGUUUUGUUUUUUUUGUUUGUUUUUGUUUGUUUUUGUUUUUGUUUUGGUUUGUUGUGUAUGGUUUUCUCCCUGUGUUCUAGUGAAAAGUGUUUCAGUUCUGAAGCACCGCGUGACCCCUGACUAACACUCCAGAGAAGGGUGUCUUUCCUCAUUCUCUUACCUUUUUUGUUUUUGUUUGUUUUUUGUUUUGUUUUGUUUUUUUUGCUGUUGUUGCUGUGUUACUAUUCAUUUUGCGUGGUUCUAAGUUCAAGAGGCUUCGCUGCACUUCCGUUCAAAUGUGAGGAAUGACGUUCUGUUGAUCCUGAAUAAGUGUGCCAAACUGUGCUUGAGGCUCUUGCCUUCACUCCAGCUAUCCUUACUACACCGAACGACAAAAGAGAAGGAACGACGAAAAACGUUGCCGGUCACUUUUAAACCGACUGGCAAUUUAAAAAAAAAAAAAAAAAAUUCCAAACUGAUGUCGUACCUGUCGUGUGUGGUUGAUCGCAUCGCUGAAAUUUACUGGUGCUUAAGAACUCCUGGCUUUUUCGCUAAUCCAUGCAAACGCUGUUUAGGUCUCACUGUGCCGACCGUUAAAAAAAACACUGGGAUACCUCCGCAAAAACACAAACACACACUCACAUUCACACUGCCCUCUCUGGCACACUCGGUCAGCUUUGCUCGGAAUGGCUGAUCUGUCAGUUAAUGCUAAAAAUGUUAGUGUUUACAACUCAAAAGAAAGAUCAGGCCGUGCAGAACUGGACAUCAGACACGACGUGUUAAGAUCCGCAUCAAUUUGACUUGUCUGCUGUGAGAGAGAAAAUAGCGGCGUAAUAUUUAUACAAACAACAACUGCACUGUUUGGACUGGAUUCUAGUAGAACCCAAGUUCCACCCGGAUCUUCCAUCUCAUUCUCUAAGCAGAGUCGUUCUGGUCCUAGUAACUCCGGCUGGGUGACAUCCACCAUUUCCUCCGUCAUGGUUUCGUCUGGCUGUAGAGCAAAAUAAAAACUCAGCUAUUCUGCAGUUCACCUCGAAGCUCAGUCCCAAUAGCAUUAACUUCUGCUUUAUGACUGCAUGCAUUCUCUGGUAUGAGGUUUAUACAUUAGCACACAGUUUGCAUUUUAGCUCACUUCCCUUCUUAUUCCCCCCCCAGUUCUGAGGCCCAAGAUGAGCUUAGCUGCAGGUGUGCAUGUCUCUGGUGGAUAUGGAGUUUAGCUGUGUGGAUCAUGGCCAGAGCGGUCGAGGUUCCAACGGAGCUGCACUGCUUCCUCUCUCCCUUUCACAGCCACUGUAACUUUCCCAGAACAGGAAACUCCCUUCAGGACCCUGUUUAGCUUUUCAGAGCAGCGUUCGAGCGUGAGAGUCAAACAGCUUGAGCUUACAUUUUACCUUCUUUCUUUUUUUCCUGUUUAAACUGCGAGACCGAAAUCGAUAAGCGUAUAUUUAGCAUUUUUAGAUACGAGUAGAUGUGCUGGUUGACAGGGUACUUACCAAAUGAUAAAUUUAGGAUUUGGUCUUAGAAAUCGUACGACGUUUUUUUCCACCUUAGUUGUGGUGCCUAUUAUUACAGCGAUUAUAUUUGUAAGAACCAAGAUUUCUAACUAGAUUCGUUAGGCAUUUGUAUAUCAGGACCCCAAAGAUUACCAUGCCAUGACUCACCACUGCAGUUGCUAAAUAGCUUCAAACAACGAUCGCUCGCCUCUCGAGCUGUAUUUGUAUUAAUCACUCUUUCUUCCACACACGUCAGAGAUGCGACAGGCUGUCUUCUUUGUUUUCCUCCGAACGCCCUCCAUCAGUGUUCUCUCCAAUGUAUUUGAGACCCUGUGAAGGGCCGCUGCUUCUGUGCUUGACUCUGGGUUGGAUCACGUGUGACUCACACAAGUGGUCAAGAGGACCGUAGAGCUCGUUUAACGCUUCUGUGUGUGAUGUUACCAUUAUGCCUUACAUGUUUUCCAGGACUAAUAAAAGAGCAUAACAAAAGAAA